Molecule: messenger RNA, 1866 nt
Organism: Peronospora matthiolae
Lineage: Eukaryota; Oomycota; Peronosporomycetes; Peronosporales; Peronosporaceae
Source: the annotation of a GenBank genome assembly
AUGCAGUUCCUCAAGCAUCAUGCAAGUGUUCACUACAAAGUUCAACUUCGUGGACAUGGACUUGUGGCACUGGAGUGGGAGGCUGGCGUGGAGACGGAAGAGCGUGUGCAAUGCCUCGUGGUUGCUGAAAAGAGUGUGUUGAACAAGACGCUGGAUCAACGACCGCAGCUGUUUACACUUCCACAAACAGUGGACGUUGAAGUGACGUUCGAAGAGCCUCAACGUCUGCCAAAUUCGGAUCAGCUGCGUUAUCUUUUGCCCAAAACGAUAGCCACUCGAGACUUGCACACGGGAACACCCUCGGAACAAAUGCUCACUCCAAGCCAGACGCGACCGAAACAGAAGCACAACCGCGGAAAACGUACGCUUGAUGAAGCUAAAGCAACAUCACCAGCGUACCGGUACUCGUCGUUGGCUGGCUUGGUAUCUGGGUACGCUGACAUUUACGGCGUCGUCGUAAACGUAACGCUUCCCAAGAAAAGUGGUGGGCGCGAUUUUGUCAUGACUGUGAGCGUGAUGGACGAGAGCUGUCCUACACGCGCUGAAGCUAUGCAGAUAAAUGUCUUCUGGCCAACAAUUGCUCAGAUGCCUAAAAUCAAGUAUGUCGGGGACAUCAUCCGUUUCCACAAGGUCAAAAUUCAAGAGUACCAAGGCCGUAAACAAGGUCUCAGUGUACCACGCGUAACACGGUAUCUUGUUCUUCGAGAGACGGCUGAUCAGACACUUGAGCAGCUGACUUGCUCGGAGACAUGGACUUUUGAGCCUUCUGACGAAGUUCGUACCCACCAGCUGAUCAAAUGGGCGAAGAAGAGUUUAGGCGAGGACACAACUUUGCCUCCAGGAUGCAAAGAGGCACCAAAGCUGCUGUCCGACCUAAAACAUGCGAAGGACUUUAUUGACCUGGUUGUGCGCGUGUUGCACCUGGAUGACACAACGGAGCCAAUUCGACUGAUUGUGUGGGACGGUUCAGGCGACGUGGCUGAAUCGGAUCCGACUCUCGUUCGUGCAUUGCGGGACAACGGCACUGCUGUGCCAGCCAACGGAACCUUGAAGGAAGUGAUUAUGUCGUCUUGCUGGUCUGUCCUGCGUGAUAUCGGAUUUGACGACGGAAUGCUCACGCACUGGUGUCGCUUCCGCAAUCUAGCAGUCGGAACCGAUGAACCCAUUCCCGGGGCUGCCACCACGAUAGGGAGAACGGAAGUGCUGCGGUUUCGAGAGGUGACGUCUCUUGUGCUGCUACCUGAGUUCGUGCCUGACAUCCAAUACCGCCUGUCAUUAGCAACUAAGCUCGACACAGGCGCAAAAGUUCGAGGUUGCCAAUCUCACAUGCUUGGCCCUGGCGAGCGACGACUCUCCAAUGAAAGCCAAAGCUUCGCCGUGGAUAGUCCUGUCGAUGUUACUACGGUGAUCCCUGACUACAUUCAGAAAAACGUUCCGACAACUUCAGUGCGUGAGAUCAUCCGCUCGCCACAAACCCCGCGGAAGUUUCAUUGCUGUGCUCGUGCUCGCGGCAUUUGGCCAUCCGACAUCGAAAAGAUCUGCAAACCCAACCCUGGCAAAGAUGGCGAGUUCAUUUAUUCGUUCGCUCUGACGAUCCAAGAAGGAGAUGAUUCCUUGAACGUAAUCGUGUACGGCGCAGACGCAGAACACUUCCUGCACGGCAUCCCCCCAUGUGAUCUCAACCAAAGCACCGCCUCCAAGACAUUGUUAACAAAGCGGCUGGCUGCGCUCUUGCAGGCCCCCCAGGCCUUCCACUGGUGCAUCAAGUCAUAUUCAGUAUCGUUGCCACCUGACACGAAACACUCUCUCGGCCCGACAACUGCAGUCCGAUAUCGCUUAUUCAACACAAUGCUUCAAUGCUUGUAA